AUGUCUGCUCGAGAUUUCUGUUGUUAUUACGACGAUUUCCGACACCGCGAGGUAAACUUCGGGCUCAAAAAAGCUGUCAUUUCUUUUCGGUCACUCUUUUUUGAGCAGCAAAAUGAUAUUUCAGGUCCGCAGAAGCCUGUGGAGGCACUUGAAUGCUGUCAGCGACUAUCUGGGUGAGCUCAGUUGGGAGAGAAAAGAGAUGAUGGGCCAGUUGAGGAGCACAAGACAGAGAAGAGAAAGAGAAAUGUGAUGGUCCUCCCGGGGGUAGAAAACCAUUUGAGAUCAUUCAGGCUGAGGAUCGAACUGGAGAUGAUCCGAGAGAAGAUCAAGGAAUGGGUGCAUCACUGGCAGUUUGUCAACAACUUCCUCACUCGUAUGUUUCAACUUAUUUUAAGAUAACAUUUAAAUUUCAAAAUUAUAAAAUCUCUUUGGGAAAUAAGUACGUUUUGAUGAUUUUCCCAAAAUUUCGUGUCCAUGAACGUUCAAAAGCUUUACUUUGAUUUUCAGAUGUUAAUAGAAAGUUCCUCUAUAUUGGGUACAAGAUCAAGACCGUAAUUUUCGAUCAAAAUGUCUCAAUUUUAUCAGUUUUCAUCACGCAACGCGAAAGUUCUAAAAUGUUUAUCCGAGGAAAAUUUUUGAAUUUCUCCUCUCUUAUGAAGCUAUUGUUUUCUCAUAAUUUUGCUUUUUUCUGGUCUAAAUGUUCGAAAACCAUAAUAUAUAUCUCAUCAUCCAACUUUUGAUCGGUGUUGAACAAAAGAUACGCGAUAUAGUCUGUUCAGAUCUGGCAUGCCAAGCAACAAACUCCGCCCCCAAGGCUACAAUAUUUUUUGCGUCAAUUUUUUAUUUCCAGAUCCCAAUGAAGCUUUAAUAUGGCUGCAUUUUUCGAUUUCUUUUUCUCCUUUAGAACAUCUUUUAGAACAAAAAAGAUCAAAAACCGUUCCACGAAAUGAAACAUCGACGCGAAAGGGUACUGUGCCAGCAGGGGCGGAUUUAGCUGCUUUCCAUUUAAAAACCUGAACAGACUAUAAUCUCAUUUUUUCUUCUUUCAAACCUUUGAAAAAAGCUUUCUCUGUUACAAAAUAAUGUUUUUUUUUCAGUGUUCUGA
Caenorhabditis auriculariae is the source of this 1105-nucleotide messenger RNA. Lineage: Eukaryota; Metazoa; Nematoda; Chromadorea; Rhabditida; Rhabditidae. The record is from the annotation of a GenBank genome assembly.